AGCCCGGGUCGCGAGGCACAUAGCCGCGAAAAGUAUGAUGAGGGUGCGUCGGACGGGGAUUUUUCUUUUCGACUCUGAAUGCCACAUGAAACGGUGUGAGGACUAGUGCUUACGGGUGGUGGUGCGUCUUUUGGGGGGUAGAUUUUCGGGUUUGGUGGGGGUCAUGUGGUGGGGAGUUUUGAGCCUCUUUCUGGCUUCUUUUGAGAAGAUAGGUACCCAAUGUUGUGGGAGUGGCGUGUUGGAUAGCGAAGGCAUGAAUGAUUGCCGGCAUCUGCUGUCCAACACUCGUGGAAUCGAGAUUGCUCGCAUGUCUGUACGGUCACGUGAGGCCUGCUCUCCUCGAGGUGCAGGUGUGCUCGGAGCUUGCGAGAUAUGCGCAGUUGAUGUAAAGUCCUUUUUCAGACUUCAUAGUAGUCUCCACCGGGUCUACAUCUCGCAAUCUUGUGAAGUGCUUCAUAGAGAACCCGACAUCUGCGCAUAUUAAACCCAGAUUGUCUUCGCAGAUCACAAAUUCCGUGUCCUGGAUGGUCUUAAAAACUCCCUGAAUAAAUGGGAUCUUCUGUAGAAGUGGAAUCUAAC
Mollisia scopiformis is the source of this 579-nucleotide messenger RNA. RefSeq lists its product as uncharacterized. NCBI's taxonomy places the organism in Eukaryota, Fungi, Ascomycota, Leotiomycetes, Helotiales, Mollisiaceae. The record is from RefSeq and is a predicted model, not a curated record. The transcript has a single exon. Bases 164 to 484 code for a protein of 106 amino acids.